Gigantopelta aegis is the source of this 3656-nucleotide messenger RNA. Its product is annotated as zinc finger protein 12-like. The transcript is spliced from 2 exons. Gene Ontology annotation, molecular function: DNA-binding transcription factor activity, RNA polymerase II-specific; RNA polymerase II cis-regulatory region sequence-specific DNA binding. The record is from RefSeq and is a predicted model, not a curated record. Bases 58 to 3102 code for a protein of 1014 amino acids. Lineage: Eukaryota; Metazoa; Mollusca; Gastropoda; Neomphalida; Peltospiridae. Gene Ontology annotation, cellular component: nucleus. Gene Ontology annotation, biological process: regulation of transcription by RNA polymerase II.
GUUGGAAGGUUCGUGUAGGAUUUUUGUCAAUUUUUGGCGUGACCCAUUCUCGGAAAGAUGACUUCUACAAAUCCACCUGUCCUCCCACAACAUGUCUACAGGAACAUCAGUAUGAGAGACUUUGAUGACUCGACCCAUGACAACGAUAGAAAAGAUCCUCAUGUGUUGGAACAGGACACCCUGGAGCAAGCAGAAGAAACUGCAAAUCGGGACCAUCCAAAGGUUAAGGUGGAACAAGUGGAUGAUGACAAUGAUUCUGACUGCAGUAGGAUGGAAGAUCUGUCAAAGAAAAACCUUCACCAGAAAGAAGAACGUUUUCGUGGAAAUCAUGACCUUUUACACCAUGACCCACAUACAUGUUCAUCUUCUGUGGAAAUGAGUCAUGAUACAGACUCCAGUAUGACAAAGGAUGGCAAAAAUAGCUUAAUGCAUGACAAUGGCAAACCAUUUGUGGAGAAGCAAUUCAGUUUAUGUGAUGAUCAGGGUGAUUCUCCUACAGCGAACAGCCAUGUGUUGCACCAUUGUAGUAAAAAGAAAGACAGUCAUGCUUUGUUUCAUCAUGGUCAGCCGGAAAGGCCAGUAAAGUACAGUAAUAUGUACUUACAAGAGAAGAUGGUGAAAAAUAAAAAUGAAGAUUCGCAUUGUGUCAAAAAGAAAAACGAUGUAGAGGAUGGCCACGGGGUGUUUGACCAUGACCAGCAAGACAUUCCAGUACUUUACAGCAAUAAAUGUCUUAAUGAUGGUGCGGGAAGUGAUAACAAUGAGAAUAUUUCCAGUGACACCGACCAGCAAAAACCACCGGUUGAGAAAUGUGAUAAAGGUUCUUGUGAUGAGGAAAUGCCUAUAAACUACAGCCAAAAACAUUCACCUAUCAAAGAGGAACCUUGCUGUAAGAGUCCUAAAAUGGACACUAACUGUAGAACUUCAGUACAGAGAAAACGGGGAAUUUCCAGUCAUAAUAGUGAAAAAGCUUUAAACCCACCUCAAAAAGUGUUUUCUGGCCAAAACAGUGGUAACAAUUUACGUCAGGGUGGUGAUGACCCAAAAGCAAAUGCUUUACACCAGAGUAAGUCUUCUGUAAAAGGUUGUGGGGAGAUGUUGAGUGAUGGUGAUGAUGAUGAUGAUGAUCCUCUAGACGAUGUUUUACACCAGAGCAAGUCUUCUGUAAACCAUUGUAACAUGUUGUGUGAUGACCCACAAGAUGUUACUACAGCUGUUGAUCAAAAUCAACAGAUAAUGUCUGUGAACGGUGACAAGGCAAACCCUGGAGACUUCCCAGAUGACAAUUUAACCAUAUCCUUUUACAAUACUAAACUCCCAGCAGAGGACUGUCCAAUGUUGCUAAAUGAAGACAGGGGCAAUUGUAUUUUUGAAGAUGAGGACAAGGACAAGGACAAGAGUUAUCCUGUUAAGGAGGAAUCAGCUGAUGGUCAGGUUCUGGAUGCACCAAGCCAGAAGGUUCUAGAUGCUUUGGUUCCUGGUCGUAUUCCUCCCAUACCUUCUGAGCAUCAUCAAAAAGUGUGUCCACCAGCUCCUUCAGAAUGUCAGCAAGAUGUAUUUCCACCAACACCUUCAGAGCAGCAGAAAGAUACGUUUCCACUAUCAUCUUCAGAGGACCAGCAAGAUUCGUGUCCAUCAUCACCUUCAGAGCACCAGCGAGAUUCGUUUCCACCAUCACCGUCAGAGCACCAGCCAGAAACGUUCGAAAGUAAAAACUCGACAGACGGCAAAGCCAUCCCACUUCAUCCCGAGAAGGAGGAGAGUGUGUAUAUGUGCGGAGAGUGUCUGCAGUGCUUCACCAGCAGCACGCUCCUCCGAAGUCACAUGGUCGUGCACACGACCGAGCGUCCAUACGUGUGCGAAGUCUGCACCAAGUCGUUCGCUCGGCGGGAGUGUCUGAAACGUCACAUGUUGAUUCACUCGGGCGAGAAACCGUACAAAUGCGAGGAGUGUGAGCUGACGUUCCGGGAGAGCGGCCACCUGAAGCGGCACAUGAUCCAGCACACGGGCGACCAGACCUACAGCUGUCCCGUCUGCUCGUACUGUUUCGCAGACAGCGGCCGCCUGAAAACCCACAUGUUGACGCACACGGGAGAAAAACCCUUUGAGUGUAACGUGUGUCUGAAGAGGUUCUCGCAGCGCGGGAAUCUGAAGAUCCACAUGACCAUCCACACAGGCGAACGACCAUACCAGUGCGGAAUCUGCUCCAAGUCGUUCUCCGAGAACAGGACCCUCAAGAGACACCUGUUAGUCCACACGGGGGAAAAGCCUUUCGUGUGUAACGUGUGUAUGAAGACUUUCUCCCAGAGCGGGCAUCUCAGGACCCAUUUGACCACGCACACUGGGGAGAGACCGUACCGCUGCGAUCAGUGCUCGAAAUCAUUCUCGGACAGUGGAAAUUUGAAGAGACACAUGCUGGUGCAUACGGGACAGAAGCCAUUCCAGUGUGAGAUCUGUGCUAAAAGGUUUUCCCAGAAGUGCAGUCUGGACGCCGACAUGUUGGUUCACGCUGGUCAGAAGCCGUACAAAUGUCAGAUCUGUUCGAAAUCGUUCACCCAGAACAGCACCCUGAAAAGACACAUGCUCGUCCACGGCAAAGGCAAACCUUACAAGUGCGACGAAUGUGGUAAGACUUUCUCUCAGAGUGGAUACCUAAAGACACACCUGCUGCUUCAUUCGGGCAACAAGCCCUUCAAGUGCGACAUAUGUUCCAGAGAGUUCACCAACUACAGCAGCCUGAAGAAGCACUGGCUGGUACACACUGGGGAGAAACCUUUCGAGUGCCGCGUAUGCCACAAGGGAUUCUCCCAGAGUGGACAGCUCAACCGGCACAUGUCUGUGCACACGGGGGACAAGCCGUACCAGUGUGACGAGUGCCUCAAGUGUUUCACGGAGCGCGGGUCCCUUAAGAAGCACAUGCUCGUGCACACGGGAGAAAGACCGUUUGAGUGUGACGUGUGCGGGAAGACUUUCUCUCAGCGUGGAAAUCUCAAGACUCACCUGGCCAUACACGCAGCGGACGGCAGUGGCGGGGAUAGCGGCGGUGAUGGUGUAAUGAGUUCAGAGAACGUGCAGAGUCUUCUGAAGACGAUAGGUUUCUAAAGAAAACGUCCAGUCUUGUAAAACCAAAAGAAUUAAGUCUUCUCAAAACAAUAGGAUUCUGAAGAAAAAGUCCAAAGUAUUCUCAAAACAACAGGGUUCCAAAGAAAACGCCCAGUCUUGUAAAACCAAUAGAAUUCCAAAGAGAUCAUUCAGUCUUCUUAAAAGAAUGAAAUUCUCAAGGAAAUAUCCAGUCUUUUACUUCUAAAAACAAUGGGAUAAUAUUCUGUAAUCGAACCUGGAAUGAACAAUUGAAAAAUGUUCUGUCAUGUGCACCAUGUACAUGUAGAUUAUUUCCAUGCAUACAGUGAGCAAUUACCAUUCGCUUCCCAUUUAGCCUUAGAGAGGAAACCCGCAACAUGUUUCCAUUAGUAGCUAGGGAUCUUUUAUAUGGGGGCGGGACGUAGCCCAGUGGUAAAGCGAGGGCUCACUCUAUGCGCGGUCGGACUGGGAUCGAUCCCCGUCGGUGAGCCCAUUGGGCUAUUUCUCGUUCCAGCCAGUGCACCACGACUGGUAUAUCAAAGGCCGUGGUAUAUACUAUCCUGUCUGUGGGAUGG